Messenger RNA from Sphenostylis stenocarpa, 1239 nucleotides. NCBI's taxonomy places the organism in Eukaryota, Viridiplantae, Streptophyta, Magnoliopsida, Fabales, Fabaceae. The record is from the annotation of a GenBank genome assembly.
AUGCUGCCGAGACAUGUUCAAAGUCUUGGUAAUCUCCUUGAGAGAGUUAGACAAGUUCAUGUUACAACACUCAGAGGUAUACAUACGCAUUUCUGUCUUUCAUACUCUACUGUGUCGACUUCCAAUGAGCUGCCAAGAAAGCUCAACAAGUCUGAGAGAAAACCAUCAGUGACAAGUUUUAAUGAGCUUAAGCGCGAAGCUAGACUGAAGAAAAAGGAGAAACAAAAGGUGCAUGAGAUUGUAUUACAACCUCCUGAAAAUGGCUUGUUGGUUAAGCAUCUGAUUCCUAUUGCUCAUGAAGUUAUUGCUGCCAGAUGUGAACUAUUAUCUAGUAAUUCAAAACUCAUCAACUACACUGCUAUUUAUACAUGCAGAACUUCCAUUCAAAUGCUUUGCAGCUUAUGUGGAGAAGUUCAUGUUGGUCAUCCUGCACAUAAAGUUAGAACAUGUGAUGUUAGAGGAAGUCCGUCAAGCAAAGAACAUAGUUGGAUCAAAGGUGGUGUUGAACAUGUUCUGCCACUUGUAGAGUCAUUUCAUCUGUAUGAUAGAAUAGGGAGGGCUGUUUCGCAUAAUGAAAUGCUUGAAGUGGACCGAAUUCCAGCAGUUGUGGAAUUGUGUGUUCAGGCAGGUUUUGACAUACCUGAGUACCCUACCAGGAGAAGGACCUUCCCUGUUUACUGUGUUGCUGAUAGGAUUAUUGAUUUUGAGAAAAGAUUUCCGAAAGAAAUUUCUGUUGGGGAAGAUAUAGAAGCACAUGGAUUUUGGUAUAAGAAAAAACGUUUCAAUGAAGACACAAAUUCUAUGGUGAUGCAUUCUGAUGAUAUCCAAGCUAUUGCUGUUCAAGGCAUGAAAGCCUGGGAAAAAAUGCGCACAGGAGCUUCAAAACUUAUGGAGAAGUAUGCUGUUCAAACUUGUGGAUAUUGUCCGGAGGUACAAGUGGGACCAAAAGGUCAUAGAGUACGAAAUUGUCAAGCUUUCAAACACCAGAUGAGGGAUGGGCAACAUGCAUGGCAGGAGGCAACAAUUAAUGAUCUGGUACCUCCAGUAUAUGUCUAUCACAUUCGGGAUCAGCAACCUAGGAAACCUUUAGUAAAUGAGUUGAAAAGGUACUAUGGUAUGCUGCCUGCAGUGGUUGAGCUAUUUGCUCAGGCUGGGGCACCAGUUGGACAGAAUUAUGCAUGUAUGAUGAGGGAAGAUGUUGUAAUCCCUGAAAUGGAUGAGGAAAAGUGGGUUGUUUAA